GGGGUUUUCCCUUACCUUUCUCUCCGCUCUCUCUCCCUCUUUUUCCCUUAGCAGUUAUUUGCCGAAUUCUUGAAGUAAUACGUAUUCGUUCUAAAAAAGAAAGUGCAUUAGGAUUAUAAGGAAACGUGACGUCAUACUUCCUCAGCCCUUCCUGUUUCUUGCAGGCGCAUACUUAAUCAUUCCAGCCCGCCCCGUCGUCUACCUGAAGGUCAGUGGUCACUUGGCGAGAAUUCCCCACAAGAAGAAGCUCAGUGUGCGUCUAGCUUCUGUGAACGAGUGAUUUGUUCCUUCGCUUGCUUGAGAAAAGGUGAAACCAGAAUGGGGCGUCUGCCGCUGAUUUGCAUGUUGAUGGUGCUCUGGAGGAUCGUGGAGCCUCAGCGGCUGUUCGCCCAAAGGAUUCCGCCAAUCGAGGAUGUCGGUUUCUGCGAGUGUCAGCUUCUGCCGGGACUUCCUGGAGGGACGAGGAGCCUUCUGCAGCUGCCCAAGUUCGGCAUCACUUUUACUCUGUUUACACCUUCGCCGGCUGGAUCAGCAGGGGUGCCAAUAUCUGUGGGUGAAACGAGAGUGCUAAGUGAAGCAGGGUUCAACGCUAAUCUUCCCUUGACUGUCAUAACGCAUGGCUGGACGGAAAGUACCGCCGAUACAGACUGGAUUCGCGAUCUCACGAAAGCUCUGCAAGCUAAGGCGCCCAUGAACAUCCUCUUGGUUGACUGGUCGAAUUUUUCGAGGCUUGACUACACCACGGCAGCCUUCCACACGGCUCUCGUUGGGAGGAGACUGGCAGAGUUUCUCACCUUCAUACAGAGAUCCUAUCCAGGAUUCACUGGCAAUCAAGUUCACCUCAUCGGAUUCAGUAUGGGGGCCCACGUCUCUGGAGUUGCUGGUCACCUGUUCCCAGGCAUCGCCAGAAUCACAGGACUUGACCCAGCUGGUCCAAACUUCGAGUGUGUCACUGACAGCCUGCGUUUGGAUCCCAGCGACGCCAGAUUUGUAGACAACGUCCACACGAAUUCCGGGUGCGCAGUGACAGGACACAUCGGAUACACGACCCCUCAUGGUCACCUGGACUUCUACGUCAACGGAGGUGGAGAGCAGCCCGGUUGCCGUCCCCUCAUUGGAGAGUUCAUUUUCGACUCUCUUCUCUUACGUUGGCCAAACAUCUGCCACCACACCCGCGCAAUUAAGCACUACAUCGAUUCCAUCAAUGCCGGGUCACCGAUCUUCGGCUUCCAGUGCAAGGACUACAAGACCUACCAGACUGGCGCCUGCCAAAAUAACAUGCGGUCCGUCUUCGGCUACCACGCGUCGCCAGAAGGUUUGCCAGUAGGAAGCGGCUCCAUUCCUUUAUUCCUCAGUGUUCAGGUGUGGAGACGAUGCAGAGGCAAGGGACGUCGGACCACAGAAUUCAAUUCCCCAUUCUGGUUUGGGAAUCUCAUACUCUCCAGUCUAACAGCUGACUAGACCUAACAUCGAGUUCAGCCCCCUAGACUCUAGGCCUGGGUCUUCGCGUGAUGUUCAUCGCUGGUGUGAAUGUAAUUCGUUCAAGAAAUACUUCAUGUCCAUUGCAGAGCUGCAACAUCAUCAUCCAGAACUAAAAUAUUCUCAAAAUGCCAACAACCGUCACACCAUCUGGACAUAAAUAAUGACAAAUAUCACUUCUGUUAAAAGAUGUCAUGGACCUUGCAUGCCCACUUGGUGAUAUUCUAAAUACCUCGCAAAGGAAUCCCACCUGUCGGUCACUCACCGCAUUCUCCUUUUGUUUCCUUGUAUAUACUUGUAAGUAAAAAUAUAUGUAGUUUUUAAAA
Messenger RNA from Macrobrachium nipponense, 1805 nucleotides. RefSeq names its product endothelial lipase-like. The coding region runs from base 319 to 1461 and encodes 380 amino acids. Gene Ontology annotation, molecular function: lipase activity. The record is from RefSeq and is a predicted model, not a curated record. NCBI's taxonomy places the organism in Eukaryota, Metazoa, Arthropoda, Malacostraca, Decapoda, Palaemonidae. The transcript has 10 exons. Gene Ontology annotation, biological process: lipid catabolic process.